UGUGUAACGGCUUUGUCAUUAAUCAUUUUCUUUUCAAAAGUCCCGAACCGAUUUCCCUUUGUGGGAUAAGGGGGAGGAGGUGUAUCACCGUUAGCGGAGGGGGCUGGCUUGGGGCUGCGCCUCUAUAAGUACGACUGGGUCUCGAGGUAGAGAAAGGAUCCCAACAUCACAGCGGUGGGCGUAUGAAUAGGGUAACAUUGUGUGAACGUACAGCGAGUUGUUCACGUUUGCAUUUUUCUUUAAAAGAUCAAAAUCUAGUUUUCUCUUUAGGGCUUUAGAAAAAGGGAAGUCAAAAUGGAAACGUGGAAACUGCUGGCUUUGAUUGCCGUUGUCUUUGCGGUUGUAUAUUACGUUCAGGGAUCAUCGGUGAGUGAUGGCGAGGAGUCCUGGUUGGCGGAGAGCUGGCAGACUGAACCUUCCGAGAACAGCUUCACCAGCAAAGUGGCAGACCUAAUAAAAAGAUCCAAAUCGCAGCAGUUCUACGGCCUUAUGGGCAGGCGGUCAGGCAUCCAACUACCUGCACGUCAAGGUCGAAAAAGAAAUAAAGGAGAGAUGUUUGUUGGCCUUAUGGGAAGGAGAUCAUCCAGUGGAGAGUUUCAAGAGGAGUGGGACAAACCUCAGUUCUACUGAUGAUUACCCAUGAAAGAUAUUGUUAUUUAACAAUAUUUCUCUUUAAUUACCUUUGUCUUUUGUUCAACUUGUUGGGAGCCCAUCAGAAUUAUGCAAUCAAUUCCUAUUAAAAAUUAAUGUAACAGUAACAAACAGGAGAAUGUAACAACAGGAUUUCUAAUCUAUGGUCAUCCUUAUACUCUCCCUUUGCAUUUCACCAAGUGGAGAAACACACUUUCAAAACUGUCCUACAUCCAUUUAAAUUUUGUAUAGUACAGUCCAUUGACAAGCAAAAUUAUUGUAUGAUUAUUCGCUAAUUGUGACUGAAUAUGUAUAUUUGUGUCUAGCUGUUGCUGAAAGGAAUUCCCUCAGCAUUGUAGUAACAAAGUUACUAACACAAUAAAAGAUUGAUUACUUUGA
Messenger RNA from Paramormyrops kingsleyae, 1029 nucleotides. RefSeq lists its product as uncharacterized. The record is from RefSeq and is a predicted model, not a curated record. Lineage: Eukaryota; Metazoa; Chordata; Actinopteri; Osteoglossiformes; Mormyridae.